Molecule: messenger RNA, 1275 nt
Organism: Caenorhabditis angaria
Lineage: Eukaryota; Metazoa; Nematoda; Chromadorea; Rhabditida; Rhabditidae
Source: the annotation of a GenBank genome assembly
AUGUCGCGGCUAAUUUCGCUCCUAAUCUUCUCAACCUGUCUAAUCUUCUCCACUUCCGCCAAAAUCAAUCCAGUUGUCGGCUCACAAUGCUCAAAAAAUCAGGUGGUCCGAAAAUUGACAGUCUAUGAGGAUGGGGCUUUGGAGGCCGAGUGUGGACCAGUUCCAUGUGGAGAAGUUGGAAGAAGAUGUAUUGAUGUGAGUGGAAGCUAGAGACGCAGAGCGGUUAGACUCUGCUUCUCUAACCUAUUUUUGAAAAAUCUCAAUUUUGAGCUGAGUUACGGUAUCUCAAAGUUGAAUUUGUUAGAAACGCAGAGAAGAGUUUUCUCUGCGUCUCUAGCCCCUCUAGCUCUCUGACUCUCUUCCCAUUUGCAGGACCAAACAGCAUGCCGUGCCGACACCGAUGUCUACUCCGGAAUGAGAUGGGCUCCAAAUGGCGAGAGCAUUUUGCUCCGCUGUUGCACAAUGAAAACCGCCAAAAAGAUCUACGUCGGCACCGAUAUUGUUUCGGCCGGAAGUUUUUAUGAGGGAGGAGCGGUUGCCAAGAAGGAUUUGUAUGAAUCGACCAGCGGAGCCGAAUAUGACUUCAUUGCUAAUGCUAGAACUGAACAGUGAGUUUUGCGAGAAAAAAAUUACUAGUUUCUGGGGUAAAACCCUUCUGAGGUAAAACCCUUCUGGGGUAAAACCCUUUCUGGGAUAAAAACAUUUCUGGGGUAAAACCCUUCUGAGGUAAAAACCUUCUGAGGUAAAACCCUUUCUAGGGUAAAACCCUUUCUGGGGUAAAACCCUUUCUGGGGUAAAACCCCCAAAAUUGGUUUCUAGAAUCUCCAAAUUUUACGGAGAAUCUUGUUAGAAUCCUCUAGAUCUUAGGAACCAUCCAGAACUUGAAUUAACGCCUAUUUUUGCAGAGGAGGCGUCCGCGUCUGGGUCUACCGUAUGAUCUGCGAUAAAGGAGAGAAGCCAGUGAACUUCGAGCCAAUCACCACAACCUCCGCAGCUCCAGCCACAACCAGAAUGGCGAUUGCACCAUUGGUCGUCGUCACAACAACUCAAGCUCCAGAAGAGGAAACCGAAGGUGAGGAAGAAGAAGUUGUUGAGGAGGAGCAAGAGCAAGAAGAAGGUGAAGUUGAAGAGCAAAAUGAUGCUGAGGAAAUCGAAGUUGAGGAGGAAGAGGAAGAGGAAGUUGCGACAACUACACAAGAACCAAAGCCUUUCAAUCCACUUCGUUAUCGUCCACCACAUUUGCCACGUUCAUCGACUGGAGUUAGAAGAGCUUGA